This is a messenger RNA of Radiomyces spectabilis, 930 nucleotides long. Its product is annotated as emp24/gp25L/p24 family/GOLD-domain-containing protein. NCBI's taxonomy places the organism in Eukaryota, Fungi, Mucoromycota, Mucoromycetes, Mucorales, Radiomycetaceae. The record is from RefSeq and is a predicted model, not a curated record. The transcript is spliced from 6 exons. Gene Ontology annotation, cellular component: COPII-coated ER to Golgi transport vesicle; endoplasmic reticulum-Golgi intermediate compartment; Golgi apparatus. The coding region runs from base 61 to 720 and encodes 219 amino acids. Gene Ontology annotation, biological process: intracellular protein transport; endoplasmic reticulum to Golgi vesicle-mediated transport; Golgi organization.
CACAAAACCUCGUAGACUUUCCUUUAACUCGUUCAAACGCGGUUCACUACGUGUUUUAUCAUGGCUCUUCUCAACGGCAAAAAUUUGUCACUGUGGCUUCUGGGAAUUCUUCUCAUCUGUUCUCAGGUGGCACAUGCUCUGUAUUUCUACCUUGAUGGAACUGAAAAAAAGUGCUUUUUGGAAGAAUUACCAAAGGAAACGAUGGUUAUUGGAACUUACAAAGCCGAGCAAUUUUCCGAUGCGCAUAAGCAAUGGAUCGUCAAUUCCGAUUUGAAAAUUUACGUUACAGUCGAGGAUUUAACGCAAGGUCUCCGAGUAUUCGAACAGUCAGGUACUUCAGAGGGUGAAUUCAAGUUUACAUCAGCAGAGUCAGGCGAUCAUUCCAUCUGUUUGGCGGCUUCGAGCUCUUCGUGGUUCGACUCGACAAAAACGCGAGUGACCUUUGAUAUGGAUUUUGAUGAUCCAGCCGUUAUGCACGAUCAUUCGGAGACUCUUUCUGAUUUGGCUCAACGAGUGCAUGAGUUGAACGAACGUGUGCAGGAUAUUCGCCGUGAACAAAGCUCUCAGAGAGAGCGUGAAGCUGAGUUCCGCGAUCAAUCCGAGUUGACUAAUUCGCGUGUGGUGUGGUGGACAAUUGCUCAGAUCGUCGUUCUUGGUGCAGUAUGUGCAUGGCAGAUGCGACAUUUCAAGAAUUUCUUUGUUGCCAAGAAGCUCGUAUAAAUAAAUAAAUGAAGGCCUGCUUAGCAUGGUUCAAUAGAGUGAUAUGGUUUGUAUUUUUAAAUGUAUUGGGCUGUUUCUAGUCGGACUCGUCUUAUUGCUUGCACCUUUCCAAUCACCCCAUCGCCUAGACCAUGUCACGGAGAACAAAUACUUUAUUAACGCCUCUACUCGAUGUCUUGCAAAAUCAUUAAAGCACAUCUGUAAUUAGCG